AUGAUCAACAACAAUGUUAACCUUGAUAAUUCUAACAAUAAUCAUUUAAAUGCUCCAGUUGUUAUGAUUAACAACAAUAACCUUAUAACUUACGAGGAAAUGAUUAAAAAUAGAUUCUUGAAUUUUUUAUUUAAUGGAGAUUCUAAUAUUAAUCAAUCUUCUUCGGUGGGAGUGGCUAAUGUGAAUGCGCAACGACUAGAUGCUUCAUUUUUACAGAAUGGAAGAGAUUUAACCGCAAAUUGA
Molecule: messenger RNA, 243 nt
Organism: Diversispora eburnea
Lineage: Eukaryota; Fungi; Glomeromycota; Glomeromycetes; Diversisporales; Diversisporaceae
Source: the annotation of a GenBank genome assembly